UCAAUCCAACAACGCGGACGUAAAUUGAUGUUAGUGAAAGCAGAAGCAAUCCUGUUGGUCCAUCUUCUGCAUCCACAAGAAGGAGAGCAACACCUCCAUUUUUGGAGAAGGUUUAUGAUAUGGCACAACAAUUUCUCAAGCUUCAUUUGUCAACUCAAAACACAUAUGUGGAAAUGAUGAAUUUGAAAGAGAUGCAACAAACUUUAGAGAGUGAAAUGCUAGUCCUUCGGAAACAUGCUCAGAGUAUUAUGUUCAAGCAACAAAAAGCGCGAAAGUAUAUCUUCAAAGAAGUUGUUACGACCAAAAACGGCCUACAGAGCACUGAUGCUAUAAAGGAACAAGGAUCAGAUGGACAAAAAUGCACUGAGAGCUUGGAAGGGCACUUGUAUGAAGGUGAAACAUCACAUUGGAGCUCGGAAAAGUCUCCAAGGGUAGAAUCAGAUUAUUCGUUGCUGAAGAAGCAGCUAAUGGAUGAUCUGAACUUUGAGAAUGUGCCUGAGGAGGAAAGAGCAAAGCUUCAGGAAAAUCAUGUCAUUCCUUUGGAAGAUUUGAUUGAAGGGUCUGCAGAUUGGGCUGAGUUUGUGAAAGGCCUGAGCAAGAAAGCAAGGAGUUGA
Messenger RNA from Coffea arabica (coffee), 614 nucleotides. The record is from RefSeq and is a predicted model, not a curated record. NCBI's taxonomy places the organism in Eukaryota, Viridiplantae, Streptophyta, Magnoliopsida, Gentianales, Rubiaceae.